AUGGCCGCCGCCCAGAGCCCGCAGAGCGUCGACGAGUUUUUCCCCGUCACCGAGCUGCAACAGAACGAACAGUACGUCUACGGUCGCCAACCGCGCAGCCUUCGCGAUGGCCUCGUCCUUCGCGGCCGUGACCGGGCCGAUAGCCGCAGCACGACGGCCGGUAUCGGCAUCGCCAUGACCCCCCCUCUGCAUGCCGCCCUCACGAACCUCACGUCCGGCUCGUGGCCUUCCAACGCCCCUGAGCAGGCCACCAACCACGUCCAUCUCGUCGGUUCACCCUCGCCGUCUCAUCCCUAUCUCUGCCAUCCAAGCCCGCUGCCCCGUCCCCGUCGCUUGACCCUCGACGUCGGCACCGAACGGCCCCCCCUCUCCUUGUAUCCCUCGCCCAGGCCCCUGCCCGCCGACCAUGACUUUGCCAUCCUCCCGGACGAGGACCUCUCCUUCAUCCCUCUGCUCGACGCCACGAGCGGCUCACGCCCGCCCGCCUCGAUCCUGGCCGGGCCCGACGACGUCACCCCGCGCGUCCAGCGUCGCCUCACCCCCAUGAGCUUCUCCGACGACAUGCUCAUGCGCCACCUGCGCGACUCGUACGCCGCCUGCGAUGAAGAGGAUGCCGUCGACGCCGUCGUCGGCCGCCAUCCGUCCGCCCACGCCUCCGCCCACGUCUUCGGUGACGUCGCCCGGAGGAGCGCCGACGUCGACACGUCGACGCCCUUUGCCGACUUCGCCGCCUACGAGCGCGAGAGCUACCUGAGCACCACCUUCGAGGUCUACGAGCUUGCCGACGAUGCUUCGGCCCGCAAGAUGAGCCUUGAUCUCGUUGACGGCCCGGCCUCGACUCUCAGGCAUUCCGCCGAAGGCCCGUCGCACGAGAUGACGGCCGACGGCAUCGUCGAUGCCCCGACCGUCUGGGAGGCCAUCAAGCGUGUCAACGCUGACGGCGAAGCCGUCGGACGAAUCACCAUCGUCCAGGAGCCGACGCCCCUCAUCCUCGCCGCUCUCCACCUCACCAUGUCUCCUCACUUCGACAUGGCCGAGCUCUUGGGCCACCUGCUCUCCGAGGGCCCCAACCGCGGUCGCACGCAUGCCUUCAUGCACCGCGCCUUCGAGCCUCCUUCUUCGACCAUCCCCUACCCUCCUUGCCACCACCACCACACGACCCCCUCCCUCGACACGACGGCCUCGCCAACCCCCCCUACCCCUCCUGCCUCGACCUUUGUCCACCUCCGCCAGCGCUCCUUCUUCUUCGUCUUCAAGUACUACACCUCCGUCGGCGAGGGUCUCGAGCCGGCCCCUUGGCAGCGUUUCGACAAACGGCCCAUCCACAAGCGCCUCGGCGACCACAUCGACAUUGCCGACUGCAGCUCUGUCCUCGCCCUCUCCCUCGGCGGCGAUCCCACGAAGCCCCUGCGCAUGCGCCACAGGAGGGAGCGUGCCAAGGAAGGUUUCCUCUUCGACACCUUUGGUCCCUGGCACCUCCUCAGCAUCCAAUCCUUCCCGGACGACCAGCACACCGUCCGCGGCGAGGACUUUCAGCGCAAGAGCUUCUACAACGGCCCCUACGCAUUUCUUGACCUCCUCACAUCCGAAUAUCGGGAUGCCGGAAAGCGGAACCAGAUUCUCCACGACCGCAUCACCAAGCUCAUUACCCCUCCGACCGAGUUCAUGUUCGACCGCCGCCUCCGCGACAAACUCCUUUUCGAAGACAAGCACUUCACUUACAUCCGCCGCUACUUCUGGGCCUAUAAUACCCUCGCCGUCAUCAACACGGGCAUCAAGGCCAUGAUCGCCGCCUACGUCGACACCUUCACUGACGAUUUCUGGGCCGGCACCCACCCCUUGCUCUGGCCACACCCGAGCCCGACCUGCGCCGAGGGCCAGGCUUACCGCGACAAGAUGGCCCUGCUGCGCCGUGAGCUGGACAAAGUCGUCGCGGAGCUGGGCGAGGUCCUCAAACGCAACGAGCGCACCCGCAAGGAGAUAGAGAAUCUGAGAGACCAACUCUUCAGCGGGAGCUCUAUCAAGGAGAGCAGGAGGGCCAUCGACCAGGGUGAUAACAUCCAGAUCCUGACCACCAUCAGCAUGGUGUUUUUGCCUCUGACCUUUGUAACCGUGAGUCCACGAGCCGCAUCCUCUCGCCUUUCGCCAGCAAGGUACAGUACGGUGGAGGGAAAGCCCCUGUUGACAUGCUCACAGUCUGUAUUCGGCAUCACCCAAUUCACUAUUCCCGCCACCGACUGGCGCUUCCCCCUGACCAUGGUCCUCGUCUGUGUACCCUUCAUGCUCGUCGUCCUCCAUUUCCAGACGCGCAGUUUCACCGUCCUCUCUCGAGCGCUCCACGCCGCCGCGACUUACAUCGCCUCUCGCUUCCGCGAUCAUCAACCUUCGUUGCCCUCGCCGACGGGACCCCCUUCAGCAUUACCCGCCAGCCGGUCCACUGCCGGCCGCAAGAGGAGGCUUCUCGCCGAAGCGGGCGGUAGAGCCGCUGGGAACCCUGGUCGCUGGAGGUGGCUGUGGCCGAAGAAGAGGGUCGGCGAGGCGGGGGCGGGAGGGGGGGAGGAUAUGGAUCUGGCAAAGGUGUGA
Drechmeria coniospora is the source of this 2583-nucleotide messenger RNA. RefSeq lists its product as uncharacterized. The transcript is spliced from 3 exons. Gene Ontology annotation, biological process: transmembrane transport; metal ion transport. NCBI's taxonomy places the organism in Eukaryota, Fungi, Ascomycota, Sordariomycetes, Hypocreales, Ophiocordycipitaceae. Gene Ontology annotation, cellular component: membrane. Bases 1 to 2583 code for a protein of 860 amino acids. Gene Ontology annotation, molecular function: metal ion transmembrane transporter activity. The record is from RefSeq and is a predicted model, not a curated record.